AUGGCCAAAACACCCUUUACCCCUUUUCGCGGCCGCAGGAGUGUGGUACAUGGUCUCAAUGGCAUGGUUGCAUGUUCGCAGCCCCUGGCGGCGAUGGCUGGCCAUAGAAUCCUCACUCAAGGGGGCAAUGCUGCAGAUGCUGCUGUAGCCGUUGCCGCUGCACUGAACGCGACCGAGCCAGCAUCAACCGGGAUCGGAGGCGACAUGUUCUGUCUCUUCUACGAUGCACCCACCAAGAAAAUCAGUGCGUUGAAUGGCUCAGGCCGUGCCCCCAAAGCAAUCACGCUCGACCAAGUUCGAACUCGACUGCAGCUGUCGCCGGGAAAGUCUGGUACCAUCCCUCUAGAUAGCAUCCUGGCGGUCACCACUCCAGGCGCCGCGGCAGGGUGGGUGGACACGAUUGAGAGGUUUGGAUCAGGAAAGCUGGGGCUGCACCAGAUCCUUGCGCCUGCGAUCGAGAUCUGCGAGCGCGGCUUUCCGGUCUCGGAGGUUUCGUCGUCCAUGUGGCAUGGACAUGAACCGACUCUUCGCAAAGCAUCGCCGCAUUUUCACGAACUGCUCAAAACCGAUGCAGCCGCCCCCGAUGGAUGCAGAUCACCACUGCCAGGCGAAGUCAUAACCAACCACGCCCUUGCGACGACAUUCCGGGCCCUUGCGACCGAGGGAAAAGACGGCUUUUAUCGAGGGAGAGUCGCCGACUCGAUCGUCACAGCCGUGCAGGACCUCGGAGGCUUCUUGACUCACGAAGAUCUGGAAUAUCACGCGCAGACUGGCAGCCAGAUGGUCGAUCCGAUCUGCCUUCGGCUUUGGGCCGACCAGCAACAGCAAGCAGUGGAUAUCUGGGAACAUCCCCCCAACGGCCAAGGUGUGGUAGCGCUCAUGGCCCUAGGAAUCAUGGAAGAGCUCAGUCGUACAGGUCGCCUACCACCGCUGUCUCGCCUGACCCACAAUUCCCCGGAAUAUCUCCACGCGCUUAUCGAGUGCCUCCGCAUCGCCUUUUCCGACGCUGCCUGGUGGGUUGCCGAUCCGGAGGUGGAGCGUGUUCCGAAUCUCAUUUCCAAGGCGUAUCUCGCCGAGCGAGCCAAGCUUUACAGCCCCAGCAAAGCGUCCGACGUGAUCUGCCGGGGCAGUCCGGCCUUCCGGUCCUGCGACACGGUAUACUUCGCCGUCGCGGAUCGGGAGGGCAACGCGGCCUCGUUUAUCAACAGCAACUACCACGGGUUUGGCACCGGAAUCGUGCCCGCUGGCUGCGGCUUUACGCUGCAGAGCCGCGGGGCCAACUUCUCCCUAAUCCCCGGUCAUCCGAAUGUGCUGGCGCCAUUGAAGCGGCCCUACCACACCAUCAUCCCGGCCAUGGCCACCCACGCCGCGGAUGGCUCCCUCCACACUGUGUUCGGCGUCAUGGGGGGCUUCAUGCAGCCCCAGGGCCACGUGCAGGUGCUCCUCAACAUGCUUGUGUUCGGGCUCAAUCCCCAAGAAGCACUGGACGCACCGCGCAUCUGUAUCGCGGUGGAGGAUGGCGAUGCUGAGGGAGGUGUGCACCAUAGCAUGGUCUAUGUGGAGGACGGCAUUGAGCAAAAGGUGAUUGACGAGCUGCAACAAAAGGGCCAUCACGUUGAAGAAGUCACGGGAUGGAAACGAGAACUAUUUGGAAGAGGCCAGGUCAUUCGCUGUCAGAGAGAGGCCUCUUACCGAGUAUACAGCGGGGGCAGUGAUUUUCGGGGCGAUGGACUGGCGAUUCCUCUUUAG
Aspergillus fijiensis CBS 313.89 is the source of this 1749-nucleotide messenger RNA. Its product is annotated as gamma-glutamyltransferase family protein. The transcript is spliced from 4 exons. The record is from RefSeq and is a predicted model, not a curated record. Lineage: Eukaryota; Fungi; Ascomycota; Eurotiomycetes; Eurotiales; Aspergillaceae. Bases 1 to 1749 code for a protein of 582 amino acids.